AGACGUACAGGGCUUCACUCCCGCCUCCUGGGACCAAGGUGUCGUGAUGACGCCCAAAGUCCGGGUGCCACUGGGGUCUGCUGUCCGGGUCAGUUUCAGGACAAUCUGGUUGGCAAAGUCGUUCUUGGCCGACACCACGGCAAGGAUUAUGCAACGCGGCUCCCUCAUGUAGGACUGAACGACAUCCUGGAUGAGCUCAACGUCCGAAGUGGUUUGAUUAUUCGUCUCGGAGUGAAUGAGCCCGGGAAGGUCGACAAUGGUGAGAUGGGGUUGGUCCGGGCCGGUCACUUCGAUGCGGAGGAUGUCCUUGCCAAAGGCUCUGCCGUACACCGUGAUGCCCAUCUCGGCCUUCGCUCUCUCGAUCAAACGGGGAAUAUUGUCGAAACCAUCCAGCUCCUCACGGAAGGCAAGAAGAGCCUUAUGCUCAGCUUCCGGGCGGGAUUCAUGGGGGACAAUGGAAACACCCGCGCUAAUGUGUGAGGUCCUGCGCAGGACCAGCUCGUUGGUCUUGAGAGCAGAGCUUGCUCAGGGAGCUCGGAAAGGCGACCAUCUUGAGAUGCUCUCUCCGCCUUCAGCGCUUCGAUUGGGUUUGCUUUCGUGGUGUGCUCUUGUCACCGUCUGUUCAGCGUUGGCGGUAGCUGCGUUGUGCCAUUGGCGUGAUCGCGGGGCAUCACCUGGUCGGCAGGAGAGCGACUCGCAUGGCGGCUUCGUCGAUAGGGCCCCGAACGUUGAGCAUCUCGUAACUCGGAGCAUGGUGGAAGACGGCAACUCUUCGUCGUUCGCAGUCAGGCAAGUCGGCAAUCACAGUCAUACAAUGAGUCGAGAAGGUCGGUAUGGCCAAGACUUGUUUGUGUACCCAGUUCUAUGUAUCCUCCGCUAAGCGCCUUAUGGGAUGCAAAUGUAUCUUCAGUCGCCUUCAAUCGCCUUCAAUCGUCCUCAAUCGUCCGCAAGAACCAUCUCAAUGACAAACAAUGCCAAGUAGAUGUCGGCUAUUCGAUUCAUCCCGACCUCUGCCCCCUUCCAAAAGGUCUUACCUGUCUU
Chaetomium fimeti is the source of this 1041-nucleotide messenger RNA. RefSeq lists its product as uncharacterized. The coding region runs from base 236 to 880 and encodes 214 amino acids. The transcript has a single exon. NCBI's taxonomy places the organism in Eukaryota, Fungi, Ascomycota, Sordariomycetes, Sordariales, Chaetomiaceae. The record is from RefSeq and is a predicted model, not a curated record.